AUGAAUCCACAAGAAAGAAAAUUAACUCUACCUGCCUUUCUCAAAGUCCUCACCAGCAAUGAUGUACCUGUCCCUAAGGCAAUGGCAGUAGCCAGUAAAGUGUACAAGCAAUUCCAUACGCCUAGGCUCCUUGCACAACUCACAGAUGCGAAGCUAAUUGUAUGUAACGUGGAAGACAAGGAAACGCGAAAAAUUGUGCUAGCUGCGAUUCGGAAAGCGGGGUACACUGCGCAGUCCUCAGGUGCUAAACAGAAACAGAAAAGUGACAAAUCCAGGGGUUUGGAUGAGCAGCCCGUAGCAGGUCCGUCUCAACCGAGGGUCGCGAAUACAGUGCAGCUCUUAACCACGCCGACUAAGCGGAAAAGAAAAUGGGACGACGAUUUAAACGAGCUCCUUCCAGAUGGACCUCCAGAUGAAGCUGCUGCAUGUGGUAGCUUGGAGUUCAAUGAGGUAUUGGAUGAGGCGGUUCUUAAGAAGAAGUCUACAGUUGUGAAUCGGGCGCCGUUGAUGACAGCCUGGGCAACUGUUGUUGCCGAGCGCUUAGGUAUUGCAUCCGUUUAUACGGAAAUGAAUGCAAUAUCAAAGGGCGUGUCCUUGGGUCUCUUCGAUGAAGCACGGAAGAAAGAGAUAGAGAUUACCAAGGGUAGUACACAACCUUAUGUUGACUUACUGGGAAGAAGACACUUGUAUCAGACACAGAACGAGACAUGGCGUGCUCUCACCAACACCUCACCUGCACUCCCCAGCACAGCAUUUUCAUACAUAUCUCGUGCGUUUCGACAAACAACUCCGUACGUCAUCGGCGCCCUUCGCUUGCUGGCCGAAAGCUUCCCACCGCAAGAACUUAAUACCAAAGGUUUCGGAUUGUAUGCCGAGUUCAGACCUGAUGUAGACGGGUGGGGUAAACGCGGCGAGGUACGCUGCGAACGAAUUUUAUCAUUGCGCAAGAAGGAUAGAAGCGCUAUCGCUGAGACCACUGCGAAAGGUGAAGUUGUGAAGUUGGAAGUCAAUGGUGAUUUGAGGGCGGCUGAAGUUGCAGGUGGGACACAAUCUGGUACGUCUGAAGGACCGGAACACAAGAAGGCACGAACGAUGACGCUGGAGGAGUACGAAGCUGCAUUGGACCAGGAUACCACAUUUGAUGAUGUAGAGCUCAACUUUGAAUCGUGA
This is a messenger RNA of Suillus paluster, 1170 nucleotides long. RefSeq lists its product as uncharacterized. NCBI's taxonomy places the organism in Eukaryota, Fungi, Basidiomycota, Agaricomycetes, Boletales, Suillaceae. Bases 1 to 1170 code for a protein of 389 amino acids. The record is from RefSeq and is a predicted model, not a curated record. The transcript has 7 exons.